UGUAUGUAUUUCUUCCAGGAAGUGCCCAUGAAUAUUCUGAAUGGCAAACAGUAUGGAGGAGCUGGCACAGCAGAUUGCUGAACAUCAAAUGGCUGAGGCAUGCUGAAAAGCAGCAAGUAAUUGGGUCAUCACUAUCGCUUUUGAAUACAGUAGUAUUUUUUACCUGUAAAAGCUGAGAGCAUUGUGAGGACAAGUAGAAGGUUCAUAUGCAUCAAGUGUCUAUGGCUGGAAGUCCACCAGUCUCCUUGACUGAACAGGCUCAAGUAAAGCUCAUCACAAUUACUGAUGAUUUAGUUCAGCAACUAGCUGAACAACAGGUCUCCCACUCUCAAGGGACAUUAUCUACUGUAGCUCCAGGAACUGUAAUAGGACGACCAAUAAUGACCAGUACCCCACAGAGGAUUCAGAUUGUUCCCGCAGACCCUGGUGUCACAGUAGCUCAGCGCAUUCAGAUUGUCACAGAUCAGCAGACGGGCCAGAAGAUUCAAAUAGUCACAUCGAUGGAUCAUGGUGCGAGCAAGCAGUUCAUCUUAACAAAUUCAGACGGCACACCAUCGAACAAAGUGAUUUUAGCCAGACCUGAUUCAGGACAAGGAAAAGUCAUCCUGGCCACACCUGACUCUGCAGGUCUCAACCAACUCAUUUUUACAUCUCCUGAUGGAUCAGCACAGCAUAUACAGAUUGUAACAGAUACUGCUUCAGGAGAGCAAAGUGCAGUCAAACCGCCACUGGAGUUUUGUGUAGUUUGUGGGGACAGGGCUUCCGGACGCCAUUAUGGAGCAGUGAGCUGUGAAGGUUGUAAGGGCUUCUUCAAAAGAAGCAUAAGGAAAAACUUGGUGUAUGUUUGCAGAGGAUCAAAAGACUGUGUUAUUAACAAGCACCACCGAAAUCGUUGCCAGUACUGCCGGCUGCAGAGGUGCCUGGCAUUAGGGAUGAAGCAGGACUCUGUUCAGUGUGAACGGAAACCAAUUGAAGUUUCACGAGAGAAGUCUGCAAACUGUGCAGCCUCAACUGAGAAGAUUUAUAUCAGGAAGGAUUUGCGGAGUCCUUUAGCUGCAACACCUACCUUUGUAACAGACAAAGAAAGUGCAAGGUCUGCAGGUCUGCUGGAGCCUGGAAUGCUGGUAAACAUACAACAACCACUGCUGAAGACAGAGAGUGCUAUGCUACUUGCAGCUGAGAGUAAGGCUGAAACCUGUCAAGGUGAUUUAAGCACUCUAGCAAAUGUAGUAACAUCACUUGCAAACUUAAGCAAAUCCAAGGAUCUGUCUCAAAGUAGUGCUGAUUUAUCAGGGAUUGAUGCCUUAAGUAAUGGAGAUACUUCUUUAUCAGAAAUGCAACAAGAUGAUCAGUCUGCCAGUGAUAUUACAAGGUAUUUCAGGGCAUUUGAUACACUAGCAAAAGCACUAAACCCUGCAGAGGGGCAGGCUGUUCAGAACUCGGCAGAAUGCAUGGAUACUUCUGGUGCCAACAUCCAGCUAAUUAGUGGAGAACAGUCUCUACCUGUUGUCGAGAUUGAGGGUCCUCUUCUCAGUGAUGUGCAUGUCGCCUUCAAGCUAACUAUGCCAUCACCUAUGCCAGAAUACCUGAACGUGCACUACAUCUGUGAGUCUGCAUCAAGAUUACUGUUCCUCUCCAUGCAUUGGGCAAGGUCGAUUCCAGCCUUCCAGGCUCUCGGGCCAGACAAUAAUACAGCUUUGGUACGCGCUUGUUGGAAUGAACUCUUUACACUUGGUCUCGCCCAGUGUUCGCAAGUGAUGAAUUUAUCAACCAUACUCACAGCAAUUGUCAACCAUCUGCAAACAAGUCUCCAGCAAGAUAAAUUGUCAGCAGACCGUGUGAAAGUGGUGAUGGAGCACAUCUGGAAACUGCAGGAGUUCUGUAACAGCAUGGUUAAAUUAUCUCUGGAUGGAUAUGAAUAUGCCUACCUCAAGGCAAUUGUCCUCUUUAGUCCAGAUCAUCCAGGCCUAAUUAAUGCAGCGCAGAUUGAUAAAUUUCAGGAGAAGGCAUAUAUGGAACUUCAGGAUUAUGAAGCAAAAGCCUAUCCAGAUGAUUCUUACAGAUUAUCAAGACUACUUCUUAGAUUGCCUGCACUACGACUCAUGAGUUCUGCUAUCACAGAAGAACUGUUCUUUGCUGGACUAAUAGGAAAUGUGCAGAUUGACAGUAUAAUACCUUACAUCUUGCGAAUGGAAACUGCAGAGUACAACAGUCAAAUCACAGGAUCUGCAGUGUGACUUAACACCUACGAACAAUCUCAACAACCUGCUGAAAACCUCUUGACCUUCACUUCAACAAUGAGGGACAAUUGCAGGUUGUUUAUGUAUAAAGAAAUCACGGGGUAGUCUUUAUAAAAGAAGAGAACGAUAAAAAGCAAUUCAUGGAGAGUAGACUGUGAAUAUUUUUGAUUGCUGAAUUGUGCUUGAUAGCAAUUGUAAUAAAAAAGAAAAGAGACCAUGAAUGAUCCCUUCCUGUUUUUAAAUUGUUAGUUUCUGCAGUUUGCAGAAUGUGUGUACAGCAUGGGUUGAAAAACGCCACGAUCAUAUAUUUGUGUUUACCCCAAUUUUUAAAAAAAAAAUUUAUAGGACUGUAUUUGACUAAGCGGUCAUUUGAGAAAUAUGGGCUUAUUUAAUGUUUGAAUAACAUUGAUAAAGCACUGAUGUUGCAUGUCUGAGACUGUUCCUAUAUAUAGCAUAGCAUUUAGAUGUGGAUUCACACAUUUUUGGGCAAAUAUUGGACAACUAUGUGAAUAGCUGACAAAUUUGUCUUUAUCAAAUGACUAAGUAAUUGUAUCUGGUAGCUUAAUUUUACUGAUGUAUCUCACAUUCUGUUUUCUUUUUAAUGAAUAAGAAUAUAAGGGAAAGCAAGAGAGAUAGCAAAUUGUAUUUGCAGUACUACUAUGCCAAGCUAAUGUUAGAUUUUUGUCAUCCUCUUCAUUGUAGAAUGACAUGAUAGCAAGUGCACUGAAGUCCAUCUGAUCUUCAGUGACCCCACAACCCAACUCAAGUGGUGAACAUCCCCAAGGAAACAGUCUCGCGUUUAUAUUGAAAACACGCACAGAGGUGCUAAUUAGAAGGAUAUGGAUUUGACUCGAGGAAUUGGAUGCAUUUAAAAAGCAGCUGUAAAAAUAAUUUACUGUAGCACUUUGAGAGCUGUCGAGAAAACAACAAUGCAAAGUUUUAUUCACAUUGUACAUCCCAGUUUCUUUUCCCCCACCCUAAGUCAUUUGUUUUUCAACCAUUUUCCAAAUUAAUCCACUAAAUGCAAAGGAGAAAUCUAUGAUUUAGCAAGUUUCAGACUAAGUCCAUGAAAAAAAUGGACUUCCCUUCCCCCUAAAAGAAUGUCAAUGGCAGAUAAACUUUGAUAAAAUUUGAGUACAUCUUUAUAUUUUCACAUUUAUGUUUGCUAGAAAAUUGCGUUCUUGUGGAUACAGGUCCUGGCAAUCUUGGGCUGGACACAUUUUCUUUGUGCUAAUAUUUCCUCAAAUACAGUAACUGAUUUCUCAUUUAUGUUCCAAUAAAAUCAAAAUGGUUGAUAGGUGUUUAGUCUGUACAGUUACAGGUUUAGCCAGUUUUUAGUGUUGCAGCAAUGUUUUCUGCUGCACUAUAGUGGAAACUUUACCUGCAUCGAAAUGUUUUAUGGAAUGCCAUUCACAAAUAUAUGUUUUCUGUAUGAAUUGUGGUUUACAAUAUUCAACUUUAGAAUUUUACAAAUGUCCUGUUAGAUAUUUGGAACUGAAAGGAAUGCUAGUAUGGAGGAACAAAUGAUACGUGGGCAUGUUGUUUGUUGGCUUUCCUUUGCUACCGACUUUUUAGUUAUGUUGAAGGAAGCCCUUUUCAUUCAGCAGUCUUAACCUGCUGCAGAUUUUCAUCAACCAGAAUCUGCAUUUUUCUUUUGAAGGGGAGGGCAGGGUUCUUUUUGGCUUGUGUAGAGGGAUGAUGGGCUGGGGUGGGGGAACAAUAAUUGAAGCCGCGUAAAAUGAAACUUCUGACUAUUGCUAGCUUUCUCACCAGCUUUUGCAGGAUAACUUAAGUUGACUAUUUUGUAUAAAAAAGAAAAUAUAUAAUUUAAAAAGCCUUUCUGUGUCUGAUUCUUUAAGCUCCCCUCCCAACCCCCCACCUUGUUUAAUACACAAUCAGGCCUCUUCCAUGUUUCCAAAAGCAAGUUUAUUCCAUUUCAAGGCAUAUUUGAAAACUACAUAUAUCGCAAAAAUCUCUAUUAAUGAAAGGUGUUCCUUCCAUAGAGGUCUGACUAAGCACUUUGCCUGAGGAGGUGAACCACUGAAGCAAAUGUUAUUAAUUUUAAAUUGCACCGUUUGAUUCAUCAGGUAGCUAACUGAUCAGAAAAGCUGAACGAUUCCAUUACUCAAACAGCUAGUAAUGCAGGUAACAGAGAAAGGUUAAGACCUGAUGCUAAUUAUAGCUGUUGCCAUGACAAUCAUGAAUCGUUUUUAUAUUCCUGUGUUAGCGGCCAUAAAAUUACGUCCUGUCGAAGCUGUGUAUAACGUUGGUGUAACUUGUUAUAUAUAUAUAGUACACAUGAAUUGAGGUGUAGCCUGAACCCUCUUAAAGAUAGUGUGCUCUCCAGUUUGAAGUGCUUUGUAUUCCAUAUCUAUAUGUCAUACACUAGUGAUAGCUCAAUCUUUAUACCGUCAAUAUCUACCCCAGCCCCUCCCCUCAACUGUGCUUUUUGUAUAAAUGCUCCUGUAAAUGUCUUGAAAUCAGACUACAAGUGUAAAUUCUAUUUUGACUGUAUUUUUUUAAACAGAUUGUAACUGAUUUUAUUAGGAAAGGAAUCUGUGACGUUUUACCUGUUUGUAUAUAGCUACAUGUUAGGAUGAUGGCAAUAAGAUUGAGUAUUAAAGCAGCAGCAAAAAAGCGA
Messenger RNA from Rhincodon typus (whale shark), 4881 nucleotides. RefSeq names its product nuclear receptor subfamily 2, group C, member 1. NCBI's taxonomy places the organism in Eukaryota, Metazoa, Chordata, Chondrichthyes, Orectolobiformes, Rhincodontidae. Bases 207 to 2237 code for a protein of 676 amino acids. Gene Ontology annotation, molecular function: zinc ion binding; RNA polymerase II cis-regulatory region sequence-specific DNA binding; nuclear receptor activity. Gene Ontology annotation, biological process: negative regulation of transcription by RNA polymerase II; anatomical structure development; cell differentiation. The record is from RefSeq and is a predicted model, not a curated record. The transcript has 16 exons.